Molecule: messenger RNA, 1609 nt
Organism: Empidonax traillii (willow flycatcher)
Lineage: Eukaryota; Metazoa; Chordata; Aves; Passeriformes; Tyrannidae
Product: centrosomal protein of 128 kDa-like
Exons: 6
Coding region: 3-446 (147 amino acids)
Source: RefSeq, a predicted model, not a curated record
AAAUGGGAGCUCUCCAGGAACGUAUUAUGGCCUUAGAAAUGAGCACUCGAGCAGCUUUAGACCAUCUGGAAUCUGUUCCUGAGAAACUGAGCCUGUUAGAAGAUUUGAAAGAUACUGGAGAGUCCCAUUGCCGAAUGGAGAUGAUUGAGGAACGGUAUAUGAAGUAUAAAGAGAUAGUGAGUUCUUUACAGCAACAGCUGGAAGAUUCAAAGCGAAGAGACCAAGUCAAGGACGUGAAAAUGGAUGCUGAGAUUUCUGAUGUAGAAGUGACUCCUCACUCUUCUAGUUGGCAAACUCAAAACAACUUUUUGUCCAGCUCACUGCUCUCAGAUUCAGGUUCACUUAUGAAAAGAAUGGUUCCUUUUGACACAAGUGCCACCAAGGAAGAUUCUACCAGUGUUGCUGGCAGUGAAAUGAAGCUGCAAGCAGAAGGAGGAAAGCAGUAGAACAUUUUACGAAACCACACCAGUUUUCUCUGUGGUAAAUUCCAUUCCACUCUUUUUUUGUUUUUGAAAAGUAGUUAUUCCAUCUGCUACAGGAGUGAUGCACCCUUAAUGAUUCAUGAAUUGCCAAACAUUGAAAUGAAAGAGCACGAAGAGUGAUCCUGAUGAAGUCUUGUGAAAAUUUACGUGACUCGUACAACAAAGGCUUUCUGGGAUUUUUCUAUUCUCUUGUAUUUGUUUCUCCAAUACUGCUAGACUAAAUUUAUUAUGUUCCUGAUGUAUUAUCAAGUGAAAUACCUGUGACAUUAAUCUUAGCUAUGACCUUAUUUACUCCUAUACAGGAAUUUUUUGACAGUUGUUUUUUAUUGCAUUCAAUAACAUUACUAAUAACGAAAAAAUAUCCAGAAAUUACCUAUUAUUAUGGGAGUCCUUAUAAAGUGUUGUAAAGACACAUUUGUGAUUGUAGAUUCUUCAGUUUGCAAAAAUCAUUUAAGAAAGAAGUGAUAAACAAAGUGAAAUCUUCUCAAAGAUUUUGAAAAUUCAUAUCUUGGUUUCAGGUUCAGCAUAUAUCUGUUAUAAGCUGUCUCAAAUUAUUCUUCUGGCCAGAGCAGUUUUAUCAGAUGGCCUCUGAUAAGGCACUUUAAAGCAUCUGAAUCUCACCCUUCUGUAUUAAAAGUGUAGAAUGGCACUGCUAUGUGGCUGUGAAAAUUUUAAUAUCAGGGUUUAAUGAUCAUUUAUUUAUUCUGUUUUGUUCUCUAUUAGAGAAGAUGUGGCAUAUUGAUUGUAAAAUGAUACAGAAAUAUGAUAUUGCACAUUUUUAUUUGUUCAGAUAUCUAUAUUCUAAACAAAUUGGAUACAAUUUUGCAUUACAGUGGUCUCAAAUAGCAUAUCACAGAAGAAUUUUCUGCUGUCAAAAGAAAUACAAGUGUUUCUGAUGGUCCUUGUUUUAUUCUCCUCUCAAGUGCUUCUGGCGCAAUCACUAGUAAUGUGCUUUAAAAGAUUUGCCAAAUCUGUCAGAGUACUGUAGCAACAUUAACACCAUUGAAACCAGUUUGUUUUGUAGACUUCUUUCUAUUUAGGAAACCUAUUUUUUCUCUGAAGCACUGUCAUUUAUUAGCACAUUUAUUAGUAGGUGUCUCAGGCAUAAUGCACAGGUCACCUCAAAA